This is a messenger RNA of Verticillium alfalfae VaMs.102, 1019 nucleotides long. RefSeq lists its product as hypothetical. Bases 602 to 955 code for a protein of 117 amino acids. The transcript is spliced from 2 exons. The record is from RefSeq and is a predicted model, not a curated record. NCBI's taxonomy places the organism in Eukaryota, Fungi, Ascomycota, Sordariomycetes, Glomerellales, Plectosphaerellaceae.
UGUCCUGGGUAUGACAUUAAAAGGCCCACGACGUUGCUUACAUGCGCAAGUGUAGCAACGAUGACCAGCACGGCAAUGAGAGCCCGCUUGGUGUUGUCCUGGGCAGGACGUUAAAAGGCCCGGCAUGUUGUCUUCAUGUUCGAUCGAAGCAACAAUGAGCAGUAUGGCGACAGAUGCCAGCUGUGUAACGAAGCGUUGCCAUGCUUUUCGGUUCUGUUGGAUCCGCCAUGAUGACGAUCAUACAGAUAGAUGGACCAUUACGAGUGAACGAUCAGUACAUACCUUCGCGCGUUAGUCCUGGGCACGACGGGGAAACUGCCCAGUGGACACGACUCAGUACGACGAGACGAUUCACGAUAUGAUGACGUUAGAGCUAAAAGCCCUUACGGUCGAAUGCCUACUGGUCGUAUUACGAGCAGCUGGUGAGAAAAAGUCGUGGUGCGCCGUGAUGACUGUCGAAACUGGUCGAGAAUAACAACCGGCGCAGCAGCGGAUCUGUUGCGGCGGCGGCGAGGUCACUCUGCGGUAGAGGCGUAAAUCCUCGUCAGUGCCGCCAGGCGGGGUUCUUUCUGAAGGAGACAAGCGUGAUAGUAAGAGCAGUAUGCCGGAGGCGUGUCGUCAGCUGGCCGUCCCGUGGGCAAGUCCACGACCAGCAGACCACUUGCCAGCCGCGGCAGAGGCUACUUUGCUCCGGAGCCAGCAUCUCGGACUAGGCCGAGGAGGACCUGGGCCACCUGCGGAUAUCACCGCCCUAAGGGCGCCGAAAUGGGUGGACCAAACGUUUGGACGGUGGAAGCGUGUGCUUCUAAGAGCGAUGGGCUGGUCACGUCUCCUGGGACGGGCGGUGGGAUUGCAUCGUCCGGACCUAAGCUCUUGCGCUCGACCAUCAGGUUUCGGGGCGUCUCCCGAUUACAUGUCAAGGGGGGUACACAGGUGGGGGAUUCCGUUCAAGUGAGAUGCCGACGAUGAUUCUCUUGCCGAACUAGCUGGACAGCGAAAUUCAAGCCUGACUUUGCCCC